CUCUUAUGCUGUUUGCCCAAUUGGUUCUCUUUGAUUGGUCACUGGAAAAAUUAAAUUUGAUAAUUUGAUGUUGAUAUUAAUUAACUGCAAAAGGAAACUUCCAAUUGGGUUUUUUAAUUGGGCAAGUAGCUUUAGUAAUCAUUAUUUCUGGGUAAAAAUAUUCCCAGUUAGUUCAAAUGAGAGCAUCCUAUGAUCUUCAUACUGCUUAAUCCCAAUACUUAACCUUUCUAGAUACUACUUGAUACUCUAAUUUUGGUUCAAUUUUGGUUUAUUGCAUUAGAAGAUAAACUUGUUCUUGAAGUGAGUUGAUUGCAAGCAAGAACAACAUCAAGCAAAUAUCUCUAAUCAGUCUAAAUUUGAUCGAAGCAAAGGCUAAAAAGCAGUGUUCACAGUUGAACUGUACAAGUAUCAUGAACUCAUCAAACUGGCUCGAUCAGCAAUAUGAUUGGAUUUUUAAUACUGAUUUAUCCGAACUUGGUUAUUUUGAAAGUCACCAGAAUGAGGCUCAUGAUCCACUGUUUGAAGGGAUUAAUGAACAGUGCUGCUGGGUGGAUGAUAACAAGGAAUUUGAAAUCGAUGAAUUUAUUGAAUUUAUUGAUUCUUAUCAGUGGGGUGAUCAUGAUGACAAGCUAUUUGAAUUUGGUGAAUCUGAUCUGGGUGUUGGAAAUUUUAAUGAGAAAUUCCAUUCGCAAGGAAACAUAUUUGAAGAGAUUUUUGAAAAACUAAAUGAAAUUUUUAAACGGGAUGAUGAUAUUUAUUCUGAAAAUGAGUUUGGUGCAAUUAUUUUACAAUCUGCACAAUUAUCUGAUACGGAUUUUAUGAAAAUCGCUGAUAAGCUGCACGACUUAACAUGUGAACCUGUAAAGCCUUGUAAGGAAAAAGAGAAAAUUUUGCGAGAAGAAGAUGAUUUGUAUGUGAGAUGUCGAAAACCAGCAUUUAAGAUGAUUGGCAUAGCAAGACGUCUUUCCCAGGAGCAAAAAGAUGCUUACGCAAAGGGUGAUCACACUUCUGAAAAACGGUUAUCUAAACAAGCUAAGAUGGCAUCGAAAAAGGCUCAUAUACUCAAUAAAAAGGCUGCCGACGAGAUUUUUGAAACAACAAACAAGAAAAAUGGGAUAAUGAAGAUUGACUUGCAUGGUCUUCAUUCAUCUGAAGCUGUUGAUGCAGUAAAUAAACGUCUUAAUACAAUUGAGACCAAGUCCAAAACCUUGUGUUCUUCAUCAAACAAAGGAAAACCACUCUUGUUGCAAGUUAUUACAGGCGUAGGGAAACAUAGCCGUGGAGUGGCUAAGCUUCCAACUGCAGUGCGAACCUUCCUUACUGAUAAAGAGUAUCAAUUCAAUGAAGGCAGACCAGGCGUGAUUAUGGUUCAGCCUAAGUUUCGAGCCACUUGAUAUUAAUGUUGCAGCUUGGGAGUUAAUAUUUUUUGUACUAAGUAAUAUAUUUGUGUCAUGUGAACAUGAUAUAUUAAAUUGUAAAUUGUUUUCCUUGAUAAUAUGUUUCUUGCCACUUGAUAAACCAAGACUAUGUUAAGGAUCUUGCAAUCAAGAUUAAGGUAAUGUUGUUUCUUUUUUUCUCAAGCAUAGAUUUUCCCUAUUUUCCCCUCACUCUUUCAUUACUAAUAUUUUUACAUUAUAUUUUUCAUUUGUUUUUCAUUGUUGAAUCUCUUUGAGGCUUUCGUUUUCAUCGUUAACAAAAUUGAAUUGAGUAUCUUCCAAAUAACAUGAAGUAUUUAUAAAGCAGAUUACCAGUAAUUUGCUUUUACACACAGCGUACAUGGAGCCCAUUUGUACACAAGAUUUGGUCAAGAAUUAGCAUCAUCAUUUCUCCUCUAAGUCCCAACUUCAUUGUCCUCUACCUGUAACAUGCUGUUAAUGUUUAAAGUUUAGCGGUUUCGCCAACUACAGUCUCAAUGUUUAUUUUUUGCGAAUU
This is a messenger RNA of Amaranthus tricolor (Joseph's coat), 1932 nucleotides long. RefSeq lists its product as uncharacterized. The coding region runs from base 411 to 1394 and encodes 327 amino acids. The transcript has 4 exons. The record is from RefSeq and is a predicted model, not a curated record. NCBI's taxonomy places the organism in Eukaryota, Viridiplantae, Streptophyta, Magnoliopsida, Caryophyllales, Amaranthaceae.